CUCUCCGCGGGUGCAGGCGUGCGGUUGGCGUUGCACGCAGGCGCUGCGGGGCUGGCAGGUGUGCGGGGUGUGCACCUCGAAAGUGAUGGAACUCGGCGCGAGCGCCCCCGGGUAGCGCCGGUGAGGCUGCGGGGCCUGGCCCGGGCAGCCAUGGGUCUCCUUCGCCUGCUGGUUCUGGCGAUGCUGGCGUCCAAACCCGGUGUGACCGGUGGAGCCGAGGCCGUCGGGAACGCCAGCGAGGGUCUUCUUGAAUUUUCUGUAGGGAAGUUUAGAUACUUCGAGCUCAACAGGCCCUUUCCAGAGGAUGCCAUUUUGCGUCAUAUUUCCAGCAAUGUGUCUUUUCUUAUUUUCCAAAUACACUCACAGUAUCAGAAUACAACAAUUUCUUUUUCUAAGACUCUCCUUCCCAAUACCUCAGGGACAGGCACUGACAAAGGACUGGUUUUCAUUCUUAGACCAGAGCAGAGUAUGUGCACUUUGUAUUUGCAGACUUUAGAUGCUGAGCCUGUCCAAAACAUGGCCAUUCCACUCUCCUAUUCAGAAAGAGAUCCUAUCCCUGGAGGCUGUAAUUUGGAGUUUGAUUUAGAUAUUGACCCCAACAUUUACUUGGAGUAUAAUUUCUUUGAGACAACUAUUAAAUUUGCUCCAGCAAACCUUGGCUAUGCAAGAGGCACAAAUCCUCCGCCAUGUGACAUUGGGAUGGAACGGGACUCUAGGUGGAGGUUGCUGUAUGAUGUCUAUCAGUAUUUUCUGCCUGAGAAUGACCUCACCGAAGAGGGGUUGCUGAAGCAUCUGCAGAGGAUGGCCGAGGUGCCUCAGGUGAAGGCCAAUGCUAUCAAGGUGGUUACCCUCACAGCUAAUGAUAAGACAACUGUUUCCUUCUCCUCCCUCCGAGGACAAGGUGUCAUUUAUAACAUUGUUGUUCGGGAUCCAUUUCUAAAUACAUCUGCUGCUUAUGUUCCUGCUCAUACAUAUGCUUGCAGCUUUGCGGCCGUGGAGGGUAAUUGUUCUUCCCUUGGAAGAGUGUCAACCAAAGUGUUCUUCACCCUUUUUGCCCUGCUUGGUCUCUUCAUUUGUUUCUUUGGACACAGAUUCUGGAAAACAGAAUUGUUUUUCAUAGGCUUUAUCUUCAUGGGACUCUUCUUCUACAUACUGAUUACAAGACUGACACUUGUUAAAUAUGAUGUUCGUCUGAUUCUGACAGCCGUCGCUGGAAGCGUUGGUGGGAUUUUCUUGGUAGCUGCUUGGUGGCGAUUUGGAAUCCUCCUGCUCUGCAUGCUGUGUGUUGGAUUAGUGUUGGGCUUCCUCGUCUCCUCAGUGAUGUUCUUCGCUUUCCUGGGGAACCUAAAGAUUUUUCAUGAUGAUGGUGUGUUCUGGGUGACCUUCUCCUGCAUAGCUGUCCUCAUUCCAGUAGUUUUCAUGGGCUGCUUAAGAAUACUGAACAUACUGACUUGUGGACUCAUUGGCUCCUACUCGGUGGUCUUGGCCUUUGACAGUUACUUGUACACAAGCCUUUCUCAUAUCACUCUGAAUGUACUCAAGAGAGCACUCAACAUGGAUUUCCACAGAGCUUUCACAAAUGUGCCUUUUCAAACUAAUGACUUUAUUAUCCUGGCAGUAUGGGGGAUGCUUGCUGUGAGUGGAAUCACGUUACAGAUUCGAAGAGAAAGAGGGCGACCAUUUUUUCCUCCCCAUCCAUACAAGUUAUGGAAGCGAGAAAGAGAGCGCAGAGUAACAAACAUCCUGGACCCUAGCUACCACAUCCCUCCAUUGAGAGAGAGGCUCUAUGGCCGAAUAGCCCAGAUCAAAGAGCUCUUCCAGAAGGAACAGCCAGCCGGAGAGAGAACACCCCUGCUUCUGUAGAUGCCAAAGGGGGUUGGUCAGUGUGGUCUCAAAGUACUGCCCAGGCGUUGCCUCAGCUUUGGUGUGUAUGCCCAGCCUGCUGCAGCAGUCUCCGGUGCAACUCUGAUAAGAACAGAGGCGUAUGUAUGUGUGCUUUGCACAGUUUCACGUUGUCCUUAUUGAUGUGUUAUCAGAAGGUACCCUUCUUUUGUUUAAUUGUGGUAAAACACACAUUUACCAUCUCAGUCAUAAAGUAUAUAAGUUCAGUAGGCACUUUGUUUUUGUCCUUUAUUGCUUACAAUGCUAAUUUAAAUACUAAAUUAUGUCCGUUAUUUGAAAAUAGGGUGAUUUACAUAGGUCAGAUAUGGAUAUAACGGCCUCGGGUUUUUUCUUUAAAGGCCUUUUAAAAUAGUGUUGACCUCUGAUCUCUAAAAUGUGUUUGAAUUUUUUUUUUUUUUUAAAGAAACCGAUUGGCGCCCACCUUAAUCUGUAGUCCCUUUAGUAAGGAAACCUUUUAACAUUUGCAUUUUUUAGUUGUUUCUGUUAAAUUGGUUGUUAUUAGCAUUGAUGUAAAAAUAGUGUCAAAAAUUUUCUCUUUUGUGUGAAGACUCUGUACCAUCUAUAUUUUAGUGAUGAGGAGGGAGGGGGUCAAAAAGGAUUAAAGAAUUUAAAGGAGCUACUUUUAAUCAGGUUCUUGGACUCUGUAAGGAAAGUUCCUUCCAUUUUGACCCCCCCCCCCCCGCCCCGCCCCAAGCAAGCACCUCAAUGCCCUGGGCUGCGUACCCACUCCUCACGGCAUCUGGUUCUGCCUUGGAUAGGAAGCUGGUGACUCUGACACAAUGAGUAACGGUGAAGGUAGUUGUGGUGGUUGCAUACGCAUUUGUGAGUUAACCACUAUUUAAACGAUGCUGCUUUUAAGAGUUUUUUCACAGCACGAUAGAUUUUUGGAGUUUUAGGUAACUGGAAAAUUUUCAGCUUUUGCAUUUGUUUUGGAAAGGCUGAAACAAAACUAAACAUACAGAAAGCGAAAACAUACAAAACUAAUCAUUUUUGCAUUGCAGAAUUACACACAGGUGUUUACUAUUAUGUAACCCUCACUGUUUAUAUAACUUCAGUAACACUUGAAUUUU
Lynx canadensis (Canada lynx) is the source of this 2972-nucleotide messenger RNA. RefSeq names its product transmembrane 7 superfamily member 3 (gene TM7SF3). The transcript has 12 exons. NCBI's taxonomy places the organism in Eukaryota, Metazoa, Chordata, Mammalia, Carnivora, Felidae. The record is from RefSeq and is a predicted model, not a curated record. Bases 151 to 1863 code for a protein of 570 amino acids.